Molecule: messenger RNA, 2399 nt
Organism: Oncorhynchus keta (chum salmon)
Lineage: Eukaryota; Metazoa; Chordata; Actinopteri; Salmoniformes; Salmonidae
Gene: nuggc.1
Product: nuclear GTPase, germinal center associated, tandem duplicate 1
Exons: 18
Coding region: 151-2241 (696 amino acids)
Molecular function (GO): GTPase activity
Source: RefSeq, a predicted model, not a curated record
CAAAGAACAGCCACACCUACACUGUAGUACUCCUUCAUGCAACGCCACAUACAACUGCUGUUCAGUGUGUUUCCUUGCUGUAGAGAGCCGUGUCAGUAGCACAGAAUAUAUAUUUGCUGAACAUUGCCUUUAUGUGGUUAGGACUGCUAUAUGAGUAAGGAAACAAAUCAGGCAUUUUUAAGAGAUUUGCAACUUCAUGUUGUGCUAAGCCCCGGACGGUGUCAAAUCAUGCCUACCCAAGGCCACAAAAGAGGGUCUAAUGACCCCUCUACUUCAAAUGAUCAGGGCAGGGAAGGUAAUAAACGCCUUUGUGCCAUAGCAAAGGGAACUGCAGCAACACCUACCCUCGAGAUGGAUGUCAUAAAAGUGGCCAAAGAGGGCAUUGGAAAAGUCCUUAGCAGACUAGACAAGGUGUCACCUCCAUAUGCAAACAUGGAUUUCAUUGGUUAUCUAAGGAACAAAAUCUCGGCUUUGGAGGCUAUCAUUGACGACAAAGUUGUUGUUGGUGUAUUUGGGAGGUCAGGAGCUGGUAAGAGCUCACUGAUGAAUGCCAUUUUGGGGGUGAAGACCUUGCUGCCCUCAGGGACUGUUGGCGCAUGCACAUCAGUCAUCAUCCAGGUGGAGGCCAAUAUGACUGACUCCAACUACGUGGCAGAGAUUGACUUCAUUUCUAAAGAGGAAUGGGAGACGGAGCUGAAAUCACUUUUGAAUAUCAAAGAAAUGGAUGGUGAGGAGAAAGAUAAAAGGAUGGUAAAUAUGGCAAACAGUAAAAUCCAGGCAUUGUACGGAGAAGAUGCAGUCGGGAAAAGCUUUGAUGAACUGAAGUCACUGGAGUCAGAGACAUUCAGCGACAUCCCAGAGUUUCUCUCAUCAACUAGGAAAAUCCUGUCAUUUGACACAGCCACUAAGUUCUCUACAGAGAUCGCCUGCUACAUACGAAGCAAAAGAAAGAUACAUGGGAACUCAUCUCAGAUACACUACUGGCCACUUGUGAAGUAUGUGACCAUCAAGAUGCCAAACUCCAAGGAUGUUCUGGAACACAUUGUGCUGGUGGAUCUUCCAGGAACUGGAGACUGCAACAAGGCCAGGGAUGAGAUGUGGGAAUCGUACAUUACUAAGUGCUCCUCUGUGUGGGUCGUGGCUGACAUUGACCGGGCCGCAGCGGACAGUGAUGCAUGGAAUAUACUGGACAACAGCAUCAGUAAUAUGGGUCCUGGUGGACAGUGUCAGAACAUCACCUUCAUCUGUACUAAGACAGACAUCAUCAACCCAGACAAUUAUAUGCGUGAAAUGGACGAUGAAGACCUUCACCUUCACAUAGAGGACUCUUCUAACUAUUCAGAGGAGCAGAAACGUGCAUGCAUAUUGCACCGAAAUCAACAAGCCAAGAUGGAAAUUCAAGAGAAUUACAGCAACCCGUAUGAAAUUAUAGAUGAAAUACAGGUGUUUACUGUUAGUUCUCAAGAAUUCCAGAAGGAUAAUCACUACGUUCUGAGACAAGAAGAGACAGAGAUACCUGAGCUGAGAGCUCUGCUGAAAAGCCUGAAUGACCAAAGGUCAGAAAAAGUGAUGAGAGACUAUGUGAAUGGAGCGUAUGGGAUCCUCUCCCUGGUCCACGUGGUAAACCAUGAGAUCACCAAAUCGAUGGAGACCGAAAAAGAAACAUUGCACAAACUUCUAGAACAAAGGCUGGAAGAUGAGCUCCAGAACAUUGACCAGUUCAUGUCAGACAUUCACAUGGAGUUUGACAAGUGCCUUUCAGCCGGAGUGCUAGAGUCAGAGAAGACAUGUGUGACAAGAGCCAAGGAGGAAGUGAUAGCACCAAAAGGAAAAAGAGGAGGGGGGUACCACCAGACCCUGAGAGCUGUAUGCAACGGCCAGGGGUCCUGCAGGUCAACAAAUGGAGUAAAAACAAAUAUGAACGCUUCUCUGAGCAACUCUCUGUGCGAUUCCAUUAGAAAUAUAUUUUCAAAAACAUUCAAGAAAUCUCAGAAAUCUAUCUCUGCAAAGAUUGAUAAUUUCAGCAUCCUCUUAGAGAGCUAUGAUGAAGAAACCAUGUUUCCUCGGCUAGCAUUCCUCAAAACUGAGGAACACAAAUUGAAAGCAGAUCUUAAAAAUGAGAUCGUCCAGAGGAAGAAGAAAAUCUACUCUUCACUCACCAAGUCAAUCAUGACCACCAUGCUCCCCUCCUAUAUAGGUCAGUCUAACUGUCAGCAUUCAUCUGUCACUAUACAAUCAUGACCACCAUGCACCCCUCCUAUAUAGGUCAGUCUAACUGUCAGCAUUCAUCUGUCACUAUACAAUCAUGACCACCAUGCACCCCUCCUAUAUAGGUCAGUCUAACUGUCAGCAUUCAUCUGUCACUAUACAAUCAUGACCACCAUGCACCCCUCCUAUAU